Messenger RNA from Zalophus californianus (California sea lion), 1174 nucleotides. RefSeq names its product fibroblast growth factor 7 (gene FGF7). NCBI's taxonomy places the organism in Eukaryota, Metazoa, Chordata, Mammalia, Carnivora, Otariidae. The transcript has 4 exons. Gene Ontology annotation, cellular component: cytoplasm. Gene Ontology annotation, molecular function: growth factor activity; type 2 fibroblast growth factor receptor binding. Bases 488 to 1072 code for a protein of 194 amino acids. The record is from RefSeq and is a predicted model, not a curated record. Gene Ontology annotation, biological process: lung development; positive chemotaxis; cell differentiation.
GGCUCCACACACACACACACACACACACACACAAGCAUACACGCGCUCACACAGAGAGAAAAUCCUCUUGCCUCUUGAUUUAUGGAAACAAUUAUGAUUCUGCUGGAGAAUUUCUCAGCUGAAAAAUAGUUUGUAGCUACAGUAGAGAGGCUCAAGUUGCACAAGGCAGACAACAGACAUGGAAUGCUUGUGUAUCCAGCUGUUAUCAACAGAACAAAAGUCAAGUAGUAAACAGUGUCGCAGCAACUGAGCUUAUUACAACCUGUUUUUAUAAGGAAACACCAACAGCGAGUUAUUUAAGGAGGAAUCCUGUAUUGUUAUCAGGACCUAAAGAGAUAAGGAUAACAGUUUGGAAAAAGACAACUACUCUUUCUUAAAUCAAUCUACAAUUCACAGAUAGGAAGAGGUCAGUGACCUAGGAGCAACAAUCAACUCAAGAUUUAAUUUUCAUUAUGUUAUUCAUGAACACCCGGAGCACUACACUAUAAUGCGCAAAUGGAUACUGACAUGGAUCCUGCCAACUUUGCUCUACAGAUCAUGCUUUCACAUUAUCUGUCUAGUGGGCACUAUAGCUUUAGCUUGCAAUGACAUGACUCCAGAGCAAAUGGCUACAAAUGUGAACUGUUCCAGCCCUGAGCGACAUACAAGAAGCUAUGAUUACAUGGAAGGAGGGGAUAUAAGAGUGAGAAGACUCUUCUGCCGAACACAGUGGUAUCUGAGGAUUGAUAAACGAGGCAAAGUCAAAGGAACCCAAGAGAUGAAGAACAGUUACAAUAUCAUGGAAAUCAGGACAGUGGCAGUUGGAAUUGUGGCAAUCAAAGGGGUCGAAAGUGAAUACUAUCUUGCAAUGAAUAAGGAAGGAAAACUCUAUGCAAAGAAAGAAUGCAAUGAAGAUUGCAACUUCAAAGAAUUAAUUCUGGAAAACCAUUACAACACAUAUGCAUCAGCUAAAUGGACACACAGCGGAGGAGAAAUGUUUGUUGCUUUAAAUCAAAAGGGGGUUCCUGUAAGGGGGAAAAAAACAAAGAAAGAACAAAAAACAGCCCACUUUCUUCCCAUGGCAAUAACAUAAUCAUAUAUGGUAUAUAAGAAACCAGUUCCAGCAGGGAGAUUUCUUUAAGUGGACUGUUUUCUUUCUUUUUCUCUUCUCUUCUCUUCUUUUUUUUUUUUUUAA